Messenger RNA from Chaetomium strumarium, 666 nucleotides. Its product is annotated as ribosomal protein S18. The coding region runs from base 1 to 666 and encodes 221 amino acids. Gene Ontology annotation, cellular component: ribosome; mitochondrial small ribosomal subunit. The record is from RefSeq and is a predicted model, not a curated record. Gene Ontology annotation, biological process: mitochondrial translation. Gene Ontology annotation, molecular function: small ribosomal subunit rRNA binding; structural constituent of ribosome. The transcript is spliced from 3 exons. NCBI's taxonomy places the organism in Eukaryota, Fungi, Ascomycota, Sordariomycetes, Sordariales, Chaetomiaceae.
AUGUCGUGCAGGCAAUGGCUCUCUUCGGCCCUGCGCCAAUGCCGCAACACCUUCCCCGACAGCGCGCCAGGCUCGAGCUCAGGACCAGCCUUGCGCUCGCGCAACCGAGCUGCCGCGCGGUCGGGCAACAUCAACGAGGCGCUGCAGGUGAUGGUGGCGGACGGCCUCGAGCGGGGCGGGCAGCUCUCGGCGGAGGAGGAGCAGCAGGUGAUGGUGGACUCGCAGCGCGGGCUCGGCCAGCACCUCAAGGACCUGCGCAACCACGCGACGACGGACAACUACCUCCGGCAGAUGCCGCGGCGGUGGCGGACGGGCGACGUGUACGCGCCGCGGGACCUGAGUCCCACCGAGAUGAGCAAGUGGCGGCAGGGCAGGAAGCCGCUCAAGGACGUGAUCGAUGUGUUUGGCUUCAAUCCGCUGGAUAACUACAAGAAUUUCUCGCUCAUCUCCGAGUUCAUGACCCCGAUGGGCCGAAUUAAGCACUCGGCAGAGACCGGGCUGCGCCCGGUCAACCAGCGCAAGAUGGCCAAGGCGAUCCGGCGGGCCGUCGGCAUGGGCCUGCACCCCAGUGUUCACAGACACCCUGAGGUGCUGCGGAUGUCCAGACACAGCAUGCCGGUCUCCUCCAUCCCGCAGUCCUCGGAUUCAUCCCAGAGCCGGUUGUAG